AUAAUUUUUAAAUAAUUAAUUUUAUUUAUUGACAAGUUUUUUAAAAAUGUUCUUAUAUAAAAGUAUUAUAUUGGUGAUAAAGUCUUAUAGUUUAUAGACAUGAAAUAGUAAAAUGGUGAAACCUAAUUUUCCUAAAUAAUACAAAAAUUUAUCAACAGUAAUAUUUACAUGUUAUUUUAAUAGUUAACUUUGAAUUAUUAAAUUUAUUUAUUCAUAAGUUUACAAUUGUAUGAGCUAGCUAUCAAGAUUGUAAAAAAAUGAUGUACUAUUAGAUAGAAUAUCAUUCACACACUGUAAUAAUUCUAUUACAUUUUAAUUAGCAUAGAUAUAAAAUUGAUGCUUAUGUAUAUACUCUGUUGACCAAAAACGUAUCUCCUAUUUAUUUCAAAUAAUCAAAUUUAAAAUUUGAUUUAUCUUGACAGCCUACGAAUAUGAUAGUAGACGCACUGUCUCAUAAUAAACACAAAGAUUACUAAUCCUUAUUUUUACAAUAAUUAGUACUUUUCUUUAUUUUCCCUAUAUUAAUGGAUAAAUAUAGAAAAAAAAGAAGAAAAUUGAAAAACCAACGAAAAUGAGUAGUGAAAACUGAUGAAAGCUUGUUUUUGGUUUUUACGUUAAGAAAACAGUUAUUUGAAAAAACUAGUUUCCCUACAUUUUAGGAAAUCCAUUCUUUGAAAAUCUUGAUUGGAUGAAAAUUGGAUUUUAGAAAAACAAAAACAAAAAACUAAUCCAAAAACUACAAACAAUCAACCUCUAAAAUCCCUAUUCUAUUGGAUUCUUCCUAAGAAAGUUACGUACAAACACAAAAAUGAUUUUUUUCUGUUUUUUUUGUUAGCUAAUUUUAGCUAAAUAAAGUACUAUAUAAGACAAAUCUAUUUCACUACAAACACACAAAACAAAGCAAAAGCAAAUCAAACGUAAACCUUAAAUAAUGCAUCCAAGUGUCAAGUUUUAGGAAGCUUGCUGAUCUUCGUUUCAAAUCUUCUUCUCUACAUCCAAUCGAGAAGGUAUGACACACCGAGGACAAUCAUCAAAUGGCAAAGAGAAAGAAGCAUUUUACCGAAAGCUUGAAGAUGAUGAAGCAGAAGAUGGAAGCAUUCAUUUUGGAGAAUCCUUUGUCGAUCCUUACUCUGUGAGUAUAGAAAGGCAACGCAUGAACCUGGAUCCAGAACGCGGUCGAAGAUAUGUAUAUGAAUUACUUCACGGCCAUGACGUACAAUGCUAUAACAUAAUUCGAAUGUAUCCACCGGUAUACAUUCAGUUAUGUGAAAAGCUUAAGGAUGAUUAUCAGUUGAAGGAGACUGAUAAUGUAAGCAUCGAGGAAAGUGUUGCGAUAUUCCUUAACAUAUGUGCUCAAAAUGCAACUCAGAGGUAUGUUGGGAAGACAUUUGGUCAUUCACAGGAAACUAUAAGUAGGAAAUUCCAUGAAGUGUUGAGUGCUCUCGAAAAAAUGGCGGUUGAUUUGCUUAAACCUGGUCCAAAUAAGCUCACACAACCUCAUCCUAGGUUACAAUCCAAUAGAAAUUAUUGGCCUUACUUUAAAGGAUUUAUUGGUGCAAUUGAUGGAACACAUGUUCCUGUCACUAUCGCGGGAAAAGAUUCAGAAAAAUAUUGGAACAGGAAAAGUGACACCAGUAUAAAUGUUUUAGCUAUAUGCAAUAUGGACAUAUUGUUUACAUAUGCAUAUAUAGGUAUACCGGGAUCAGCUCAUGAUGCAAAAGUUUUAGCACUAGCAAUGGAGGGGCCUCAUCAAUUUCCAACUGCACCUUUUGGAAAGUAUUAUUUAGGAGAUUCUGGUUAUCCUCUUCGACCUGGAUUUCUUACUCCGUAUAGAGGGGAAAGAUAUCAUCCUAGCCAAUACGAUGGAGCUAGUCCGCCCAGUAGUUAUAAAGAAAUGUUUAACAAACGACAUUCUUCGCUACGAUCUGUUAUUGAAAGGACUUUUGGUGUGUGGAAAGGAAAAUGGCGGGUUUUAAGAGAGAAGCCAAGAUACAACAUACAUGUUCAAAGAAGAGUUGUUGCAGCUACAAUGGCUCUACAUAAUUUUAUCAGGCUUUCAAAUUUAGGAGAUGUUGGUUUUGAUUCGGACUAUCCAACUGGUAAUGUACCAACUGAAGACUCUGAUUCAGAUGAAGACGAAGAACAUAAUAACACUCAUGUGCACUAUAUGGAAGGCAUUCGAGAUCAAAUUUCUGCAUCUUUAUGGGAUUCAAGAUAAAUUUUAUUUUAUAUUUAAAUUUUUUUGUUUUAAAA
This is a messenger RNA of Brassica napus (rape), 2253 nucleotides long. RefSeq names its product protein ALP1-like. Bases 1010 to 2218 code for a protein of 402 amino acids. The record is from RefSeq and is a predicted model, not a curated record. NCBI's taxonomy places the organism in Eukaryota, Viridiplantae, Streptophyta, Magnoliopsida, Brassicales, Brassicaceae. The transcript has 3 exons.